Molecule: messenger RNA, 870 nt
Organism: Pseudogymnoascus verrucosus
Lineage: Eukaryota; Fungi; Ascomycota; Leotiomycetes; Thelebolales; Thelebolaceae
Exons: 2
Coding region: 331-786 (151 amino acids)
Biological process (GO): polyketide metabolic process
Source: RefSeq, a predicted model, not a curated record
CCCUACCUACAUGGCAUCGCCCUUGUGUAUAUAACUAAGACCUUCAUCCCCUUAGCUCUUAACAACCCCCCAAUUCUAUUCUCGUAACGACAACUCCAAUAUCACCAAAUAUACCAAGUAUAUUUUGGCAAUUUCUAUUUACAUUUGACAGAUACAACCUACAGCGUCAGAUUUAUAAAAGCAUCUUCAAUCUUAGCCUUUUAUAAACUUUAUCUAUCCGCCCAUAUAAAUUCUUAUAAGCUGGACUGCUUCUCAGAAGAAAGUAUUCACCAUUUCACGUCUAUUAAACCGGCCCUGCUUUAAAGAGCUCCUUUUUUCAUACAUAAGACAAUGGCUACUCAAGGAACACCGCCUGUUUCUGGAGUAACUGGCUACGCAGCCCAGAACGAAGAACGCCGGGCACUAUACCUUUCCUAUAUUGAGCAUUGCAAUGCACACAAUUUCAAGGCAAUGGAGUCAUUCUAUACCUCGCCUAUUAACGUCAACGAUGAACCCUGGGCUCCAUCCAAAGUUACGGCGCAGUUCAAGCCUCUGAUUGCCGCAUUCCCCGACUGGCAUUGGGAGAUGAGGAAUCUCACUAUCGAAGGCAACUACCUCGCCCUGCAUCUUAGGGUCACUGGUACCCACCAAGGCACUUUCCAGGGAAUUGAGCCAACUGGUUGCCGCGUGACUGCUUCACAGUUCACUCUUUAUCACCCGGUGGAUGGCAAAUUCGCUGAUGUGUGGGACCUCGUCGAUACCGAUUCGGUGAUAAAGCAGAUUGAGCAGGGUAAAGCAGUGCUGUAAAUAGUUUGAAAUGCUAGAUGGCACCAAUUUAACUAUUAUGCACGUGCUUGCUUGAAAUCGCUAGUGGACGAUUUGGAGGAGGAG